Peronospora farinosa is the source of this 468-nucleotide messenger RNA. NCBI's taxonomy places the organism in Eukaryota, Oomycota, Peronosporomycetes, Peronosporales, Peronosporaceae. The record is from the annotation of a GenBank genome assembly.
AUGAAUAACGCGCCAUCGGCCGUUGUUGUGGCUUCCAAGAUAACCUAUCAUGCCGUCUACGUGCAGCGUUGCCUCUUCAUUGUCGACUUCCGCAUCUAUAGCUCCCUGCUUAUCGUGGGCGUGCAACUCGACGGCGCGCUCAAGAACCCGCUGGCCAUUGGAGCCGACAUGGUCGAGGGCGCCGGCUACUGCAAUAAAAUGCUCGCGGCCUUUGUCACUCGCAGCUCACUUGAGCUGCAGAAGCUCUGUCUGACCAUGGGCGGCCAGUCGAAUGCUAUCUCCCAGAAGGCCGAAGAUUUGUUGAACGAGACAAAUGUCGAGGACGUACUGACUGCUAAAGUUGCUGUUUACUUCGCCAAGAAAUGCGGUCUUGACCUGCCUAUCUUCCGCACCGUGAACGCAAUGAUCAAGGGCCACGAGCAGGUCCAGGUAUUGCUCAUGAAUUGGCCUCUCCAAUCCGAAAUUUGA